AUGGCGACGGCGCGGCGAGGGGAGGGGGAGAAGAUGGCGGGCGCGGCGCGGAGGCUGAGGGGGGGGAGGGGGAAGAGGGCGGGCGGCGCCGGGUCUGCGGGGAAUACUGCAGUCAAGAUGGCUACAACCGGACUCUAUAAAAUGGGUGAUGGAAACAAUUAUGCCACUAACUGCUUUCCUGCCAGAAACAUUUUGCACAACAGUAAAGAAGGGGCUGGGCGCUGGCUGCUGGCACCCAUAGCCACCCCACGGGCCUGGGCUGAGCCGGGAACCACCAGGGAGACAGCACAGCAGAGGAGAAAGCCCCCACGUUCUGCCUCUGUGGAAGAAAAUAAUGAAGACAAUGUCCUGGAUGAGACAUUUCUGAUGAAGCACCACUGUUUGAAGAACCCUUCUGACCUAUGUUCCGUGAACAUAAGCAGCCAAAAUCUGGUCUCUGCUAAAGAAGAUGAUUUCGAGAAAUUUGAUUGUGUUGCUUUUAUAAAUGCUGCUGAGAACCUGCUGACGUUAGAGCCAUUUCGGAAGUUUCCGGGGCUGCGGGAACUGGAACUUUCCUUGAACGGCCUAAGAAAUCUGAAAAUCACUGCUGGAGACUUCCUGCAUUUAGAAGACCUGGAUCUCUCCUAUAACAACUUAUCCCCGGAGGAUAUUUGGGCAUUGGGGGAUUUGUCCCAGCUGAAGAUCCUUCGCUUGACGGCCAACGGGCUUCGGACCCUGCCUGCGGACCUGGCAGGCUCCUGGCACUCUGCUCAUUUAAGGUUUCCGUCUCUAGAGGUCUUGGUGCUGGAUGACAAUCAGCUGUCAGACCCGAGCGUCUUUGUGAGCCUCUCUAAUCUCUGCAGCCUGAGGGAACUGAAUCUGGACAGAAACAGGAUUUCAGCGGUCCCCUACCUGCACCAAGCAGAGAGCAGGCAGUUCUCCCUCCACCCCGCGCUGGACGACGGCACUUUUAGGGCGGAGUGGUACCAGUCCCUGAGCAGCCUCCGGCAGCAGCCCCAGCACGAGGGCACGGAGGUGCCAGAAGAGCUGGAAGCGAAGAAAGGGCAGCUUGAAUAUUCCGUGUUACAGAACAACGGGGAUCCAGCCGGGAGAGAGGUCCUGUUUGAUUCUGGCUUUCAGGGAUGUCCAGUGCCGGGUGUUUCCAGGGACGGAUGCCCAUCUGCCUCGAAGACUCUGCCUGCUCCCUCCGUGCGCAGAGACAUUUGUGCUCCCUUUCCUGAACUGCAGCGUCUCAGCCUGGCCUUCAACAAGAUUGUGGAUGAGACAGCCCUCUUACCCCUGGCUUUCUUCCCGCGGCUGAAGGAGCUGACGUUUCACAACAACCCCCUCACCGCCACCCGGAGCGGGCAGCCGCCUCUGCUGACCCGGCUCCUCCAGCAGAGGUUGGGGAUUAAACUUGUUCGCCACAAGAGCCUGGCUGCGGGGCGGAGGCACUUCUCCAUCCCUCUCAAAGCCAGCCGCAAGGUCUCGUCGCAUCUCCCCAAGGUCAAGAAGGAGCCGCUGACGCUGGAAGCUCCUGCUGAAACCUUGUGGAGGCCGCUGCCAGCCGUGGAGGAGGCUACAAGAGGAGCUGGGGCUCCGAGUCCGCCCCGGCUGCUGCCUCCCCUCGGCCCCACGCCUGCAGCGCUGAGCAGGGACGCCGGCAGUGGCAGGCUGGGGGUGCUGGGGCACGGGGAACGUGGCUCCAGGCCUCCCAGCACGGCCCCGGAGGACGUUGAAGCCUUCUUCAUGACUCAGGUGGAGGACGUGUCCGGGCCCCGGCGGCGACCCGUGGCGGAGGACAGGCUGGAGAAGAGGAGCGAGCAGGGCGAGGAAGGGAGCCCCCGGGCUGUUUCGGAGCGCUACCAGGGCUACGAGGAGCUGCUCGGUGGGGACACCGACCCAGAUUUUAUCGAGCCAGUUGGGAUACAGAAGAACGUGCAGGCACUCUGCUACAUCCUGAAUCACCCCCUGGUUUACCGCGAUGCCAAGCCACGCCUGGAGAGCUUGCAGAAGCCCUACGUGCCUCGGAAAAAGCACGGGAGGAUGCCCGGCCCUCCCGCCCGCAAGACAAAAGUGGAGGCGCUGGAAGGGAUCCUGAUGGCCAUGAGAAACGCCUCGACCGUCACCAACGUCCCUUUGGCGUCUGCUUUGCAAAAGGGGAAAUCCAGCCCCAGGACGUACCGCGAGGCGCUGAGGCUGAUGGAGGAGCUCCAGGAGGUGUUUGAGAGCGGCGAGGAGCCGGCCCCGGGCAAGGCCAGGCUCUCGGACGAGGUGCCGGUGAUCAGAGCUCUGCUGGCGGAGGCAGCUUCCAAGCAGGGGAGCCCUGAACAGUUGCAGCUGCGAGGAAAAAAAGUGGCCAAGGAGGUGCCCAAAGGGAAGGCUGCGGCGCAGCCAGUGCUUGAAUAA
Messenger RNA from Cygnus atratus (black swan), 2388 nucleotides. RefSeq names its product X-ray radiation resistance associated 1 (gene XRRA1). The record is from RefSeq and is a predicted model, not a curated record. Lineage: Eukaryota; Metazoa; Chordata; Aves; Anseriformes; Anatidae. Gene Ontology annotation, molecular function: protein binding. Gene Ontology annotation, cellular component: nucleus.